GUGAGGGCAGGGCGCUGCUAGCCUUCAUCCAAGACAGCAAUGCAACGCUUUAUUUUUCGGCUCGCAUUGAAAGAUUUUGGUUGUUUUCCUUUGCAGCCUUUCAAACAAUACCAAAAGAGCACGAGGUGGAGCAGGCACGCCCCUCUCGCUACUUUUCUGGGCGCUCUAGCGAAGGGGAAAGGGGCUUCCUGCACUGCGGGCUGGCAGUGCGGGAGAACUACAAGUCCCAUGAGGCAGCGGGCAGCGCAUGCUCGGUGGAUAGGUUCCUGUGGAGAAAAAGCCAAACUGGUUAUUAUGCAAAGCCACAGCUGGAGGAGGAAACAAAUAUGGUAACCCACAGACUGUUGCUGACAGAAGGAAGAAAACUCUGACUGCUCACAACCACUUCUUGUCAGGAUGCAAUUCCUACAGAUCCUGGCUAGGAAGCCAGGGAGCCUGGAAGUGCUUUUUCAAAUACCAUUUUGCCAAAAGCAAUUCCCAUACUCGUGUCUGUCUACCUCUGCAUGUGUUUACAGCAAAAAGAAAAAAGGAAACAGUUAUGACCAAGUUGACCAAGAAAAAUACAAGAACUUGGUCCACUCUGUUAUAUCUUACAAAACCAGUGCCCAAACCCCAGAGACAAUACUUGAGGAAGACAAUUUGUUAUAUGGGCCACCAGCUAAACAAACACCUCCAAUUAAAGCUGGGACAAGAACUCCCAAGAAUUGGGUUCCUUUAAUAAACCCCAGCAAGAGAAUUCUUCCUGCCAGCAGUGACUCAAAGGUGCCCAUGAAAAUCAGGCUGCAAAGAGCGAAGCUGCCCAGCGUCACCCGCAUCCUUCAACAAACCCUCUCUCCUCAGCAAGUCUUCUAUCUGGAAAGAUGGAAGCAGAAGAUGAUAGAGGAGCUUGGAAAGGAGGGAUUUGAAGAGUACACCAAAAAUCUUUUUCUCCAGGGAGAGCUCUUCCAUUCAGCUCUGGAAUCAAUAUUCCUGUCUGGAGAGACAGCAGCCAGGGAGCAGGGUGAGGAUGAUGUGGUGGCUGGCUACCUGUCCAGUGUGGAAGGUGUCUUGGAGGACAUCAGCGAGGUGAAGGCUCUGGAGAGCGGAGUUCACCACGGGACCCUGCAGUACCUGGGCCUGGUCGACUGCGUGGCCAAGUAUCAGGGCCAGCUGUGUGUGAUCGACUGGAAAACUUCAGAGAAGCCAAAGCCAUCUCUGCAGAAUACUUAUGACAACCCAUUACAGGUUGCAGCAUAUAUUGGAGCCAUAAAUCAUGAUGCCAACUAUAACUUCCAGGUUCGCUGUGGGCUCGUGGUGGUUGCCUACAAGGACGGAUCCCCGGCACAUCCGCAUUUCAUGGACCCUGACCUGUGCUCUCAGUACUGGAACCAGUGGCUCUUGCGCCUGGAGGAGUACAGGGACAAAAACUGACCCAGGCUGAGCACAAGCAAGUGGCCAGAGACAAAGGAAGAACUUUUUUUCAUGUUCUUUUUUGUGUAACUUCAGCUAAUUUCUUGCUAGCCAGGCUCCCCUCUCUCCCCUCCCAAAAAGUAACUUUCAAAUGGGGAAUAUCUAUUUUCUUAUAUUGUAGGUAACCUCAGUGGUCCAGGCAGAAAAAAGCCAACUUAUUGGCCUCUCUUUUUUAUCCCACACAGUUUAUACAGCCUGGGGUUGAUAGAAAAGUUUCUACUACCAAGUAAAACUGUUUGAUCAAAUAAUCUUUUUUUUUUUUCCUCAAAAAUCACAAAUGAAAGUUGCAGAACUGAGUCUUUAAAAAUGAAGUUGGUGAACUAAGGCAAAACAACAUCUGUGAUGUAUGAUAAUGAGCUGAGAGAAAUGCAAAUGAUAAAGAAGUGGAUGUGGUAGACUGGGUUUCAGUCAGUUCUUGCUCAUGCCAUCAUCAGGUUUGUUCUUAUUUGUGGUUUUUCCUACAGCUACAACUGGAAAACCUGUGUUGAGAGUUACAAGGAAAGUCCUCAUUAGUUCUCAUUUAGAACAGUACAGCAAAGUGGCCACUUAGCAGAAGUGGCUCAGCAAGAGAGGAGCAGAAUUGGAGCCAACACUCCCAGAAAUUUCCAGCGGGUGUUCUGAGAGGUGGGAAUGUUGGCUGCUGCUGGUGGCUCCUCCUGCAGGUGUUUUACACCCAGCCCACAGAAAAGCACUGAGAGAUGGGGCUGUGUGCCUUGGCUUGGGAGCUCUGCUGACUCUGCUGCAGGCCUGAGCACAUGAGGAGCUCACCCCAUGGAACAGUCGCCAGUGCCACAUGAGUGAGCUUCUAUAUCAAAGCAAAGCCUUCUGAGGGGUGAAGAGCUGCUGGUUGGGUUUUGGGGACUGUUUUUUAUGGGUUUCUCUUUGGUUUUUUGUUUGGUUUUUUUUUUUUCAAAUAAGUUUGUGAAUAAAUGUUUUGAAACAGAAAUUUUACAUUUGAAGCACAUAAAAUCAAGUCUGUAAAGCAGAGAAUAAAUAAGCCUUGAUCAUGUCAGGCAGUAUUGUUCUGG
Molecule: messenger RNA, 2477 nt
Organism: Zonotrichia leucophrys gambelii
Lineage: Eukaryota; Metazoa; Chordata; Aves; Passeriformes; Passerellidae
Gene: MGME1
Product: mitochondrial genome maintenance exonuclease 1
Exons: 6
Coding region: 397-1410 (337 amino acids)
Biological process (GO): mitochondrial DNA replication
Cellular component (GO): mitochondrion
Molecular function (GO): single-stranded DNA exodeoxyribonuclease activity
Source: RefSeq, a predicted model, not a curated record